CAGCAACUCCAAGCAUACAGAAUUUGACUUGUUUGCCUUAAGCUGGGCUGCAUAAAAACUCAAACGCGACAUGUUUACUCUAAGUACCAACCACUUGCAAAGAAUUUUCAAUAAGCUCGACAAAAAUGGCGAUGGAAGGGUGAGUACCAAUGAGCUUAUGUGGCUUCUUCAAAGAAUAGGUAUGCAUCCAUGCAGAGAAGAUGAGCUGGAGUUAUUGCUGGGAAAAACGACUCUUGAUUUCAUCGAUUUCAUGUUCUUUUACGAUUCGAUUAUCGACACAGAUGACAUCAAACGCGAUAGCUUAAUCGACAACGAUCUGCAUAAAGCAUUCGAGGUUUUUGACUCAAAUGGUGAUGGUUUGAUUUCAAGUGAAGAGGUUCAAAAUGCAUUGUCAAGAUUAGGGUUGUGGGAUGAGCAUUACAGCAGCGAGGACUGUAAAAGUAUUAUCAAUCUGUAUGAUACGAACUCUGACGGAUUUCUUGAUUUCGAGGAGUUUAAGAAUAUGAUGAUGUUUGCAGAAUCCUAGGAAGUGUCUGUUUUUCUUAAUUAGCAGACUUCUAAAUAUCAAAUUUGUACUGAAAUAUUUAAACUGGAUCUUUUUUCAAAUCAGUUGCUGAACUUUCAUGAAGA
Messenger RNA from Olea europaea var. sylvestris, 630 nucleotides. RefSeq names its product probable calcium-binding protein CML44. The transcript has a single exon. Bases 71 to 526 code for a protein of 151 amino acids. The record is from RefSeq and is a predicted model, not a curated record. Gene Ontology annotation, molecular function: calcium ion binding. NCBI's taxonomy places the organism in Eukaryota, Viridiplantae, Streptophyta, Magnoliopsida, Lamiales, Oleaceae.